Messenger RNA from Ananas comosus (pineapple), 1273 nucleotides. Its product is annotated as protein TORNADO 2. The coding region runs from base 194 to 1003 and encodes 269 amino acids. Gene Ontology annotation, biological process: auxin-activated signaling pathway. Gene Ontology annotation, cellular component: plasma membrane; plasmodesma. The record is from RefSeq and is a predicted model, not a curated record. The transcript is spliced from 2 exons. NCBI's taxonomy places the organism in Eukaryota, Viridiplantae, Streptophyta, Magnoliopsida, Poales, Bromeliaceae.
UUACCACAUGAGAUCGACCAAAACAGCUCAUCAAAAAGCAAAAGAAUCCCCUACACUUAAAUUAGCUUCUCCACUUGUCCUCCCCGUGGUAAAAAAAGAAAAAGAAAAAAGGGAACAGCUUAGGACUUUGAUAUUGAUUAUCUCUAGCUGCUGCUGCUUCUUCUUCUUCUUCUUCUUCUUCUUCACGUAGUUCAUGGCCCUCAGCAACACCAUCAUUGCCGCUAUUAACUUCGCGGCGGUGCUCCUCUCCGUCCCCGUCAUCGCCGCCGGGGUCUGGCUCUCCACGCAGGCUGACAACGCCUGCGUGAAGCUCAUCCAAUGGCCCAUCAUCGUCCUCGGCAUCGUCGUCCUCGUCGUGGCCCUCGCGGGCUUCGUGGGCGCAUUCUGGCGCAUUCCGGGGCUCCUCCUCUUCUACCUCGCGGCCAUGGUCAUGCUCAUCCUCGCUCUCGCGGGUCUUGUCGUAUUCAUCUUUGUCGUGACUAGCGGCGGCGGCGCGCACCUGGCGCCAAGCCGGAUGUUCUUGGAGUAUGAGCUCGACGACUACUCCGGUUGGCUGCGGCGGCAGGUGGAGGGGACGGAGAGGUGGAAUCGGAUCAAGGCGUGUUUGAGCUCGACCUCGACGUGCUCGGAGCUCAACCAGACGUAUAAUUUGGCGCAGGAUUUCUUCAAUGCCGAGCUUAGUCCUUUACAAUCCGGAUGCUGCAAGCCGCCAACGCGCUGCGGCUACACGUUCGUGAACCCGACGUACUGGAUCAGCCCGAUCGACACGGCUUCCGACGUCGACUGCGUGCUGUGGAGCAACGACCAGAUGCAGCUGUGCUACUCCUGCUCCUCCUGCAAGGCCGGCCUGCUCGCCAACCUGCGGCGCGAGUGGCGCCGCGCCGACCUCCUCCUCGUGGCCGCCCUCAUUGCGCUCAUCACCGUCUACGCCAUGGGCUGCUACGCCUUCCGCGCUGCCAAGACCGACGACAUCUUCCGACGGUACAAGCAGGGAUAUACGUAGCAGUUCCAUCUAGCACUAGUGCGCGUAAAUUUGUUGCAUGAUGUUAAAUGACUAAUUAAUUAGGGGGUGUUUUAUUCUGUAAGCGUACGUACGCAGUGGUUAAUUUGUGGUGGAGUACGUGGGGAUAAUGUUGAAGAAGAUGCUAAUUAAAGUAGUGAAGUUGUGAUCAGAGACGGUGCUGCUGUAAAGAGGAAAGUUGAGGUGGAAAGUUAAAGGCUUGAGAUAGCUAUAUAUUUUUUGUUAUCUCAAUUUAUUUUUGUGGUUUUGUCA